AUGAACGUCAGUUCUCACCUUUUCUCAGGAUGGUUCAUGUAUCUGGAGACCAGCGCCCCAAGACUCAACAAAGAGAAGGCUCGUCUUGUCUCCCCUGAACUCAAUAGUUCCAAUCACAACUGUAUGCAGUUUUUCUUUCACAUGCUCGGAGAUCACGUGAACACACUGAAUGUGUAUUUGAAACGGACAGGCGUGAAUGACAAAUUGAUAUGGACACGAUUAGGGGACCAAGGCAAUACUUGGCGAGAAGCACAGGUGGCUUUGCUGCAAACACCUGGUGAGACAUUUCAGGUAGUAUUUGAAGGCGUCGUUGGCCCUGGUUACCGUGGUGAUAUCGCGAUUGAUGACGUCAGCACUACUUCCAGUUCGUCAUGCGCAAUCCUUCCUAUUACAGCUGAUCCACAGAUACCAAAGCCGCCUCCAACAACAGCUCCCAAACUACGACCUCAACCGAGAUUCUGUGGCCGCAAACUUGAAUCUCGUAUUGUCGGUGGGAGUUCAACCAGGCCUGGUGACUGGCCUUGGGUCGCCAUGCUGACGAACAAAGACGUGAAUGGCACCUCUCGCCAGUAUUGUGGUGGAACACUUAUAUAUCCAAAUGUUGUUCUGACUGCGGCUCAUUGCGUGGUGAAUACGCUUGACGACCUGGGAGGUGUCCGCAUGGGGGCGUAUUUCAGGGAUACAACAAAAAGCAUUGGGAGUGAACAAGAUUUUGAUGUGGUUAGGAUCUUGUAUCAUCCCGAUUAUAACGCAGGGGCCCGUUUCAACAACGACAUUGCCUUGUUGCAACUUGAUAGAGACGUCGUGAGAAAUUAUAAAGUUAGCUUUGCUUGUCUCCCCAAAUCCAACAAUGAUUUCCCCCCCGGAACGAUGUGCUAUAUCGCGGGCUGGGGAAGGCUGAAAUCCGGGGGGAAAAGCCCCGAGCAUAUGAUGCACGUGGAAGUUCCCAUCGUAUCGAAUGAAGAGUGCACAGCGAAGGACUCUUAUCACGAUUCGAAGAUCACGCCCGAGAUGCUUUGCGCGGGGUUAAAGGCAGGCGGAAAGGACACGUGUCAGGGGGAUUCCGGGGGACCGUUAAUGUGCAAGAUUGGAUUUAGCUGGCACAUCGUGGGCAUCACAAGCUGGGGCUAUGGAUGUGCUAUACCUGACUAUUACGGUGUCUACGCAAGAGUUGCAAAUUUUCUGGACUGGAUAGCAAGUGGCGUUGAAUCAAUUAAACAAUCGUCAAUAAAUGCUUAAAUUUAUUAUAAAACUGUCAUGAAAUAAAUAUACGGGUUAAAUAAA
Messenger RNA from Dendronephthya gigantea, 1284 nucleotides. RefSeq names its product mast cell tryptase-like. Gene Ontology annotation, molecular function: serine-type endopeptidase activity. The record is from RefSeq and is a predicted model, not a curated record. The transcript has 4 exons. Gene Ontology annotation, biological process: proteolysis. Bases 1 to 1239 code for a protein of 412 amino acids. NCBI's taxonomy places the organism in Eukaryota, Metazoa, Cnidaria, Anthozoa, Malacalcyonacea, Nephtheidae. Gene Ontology annotation, cellular component: membrane.